Molecule: messenger RNA, 1115 nt
Organism: Poecile atricapillus (Black-capped chickadee)
Lineage: Eukaryota; Metazoa; Chordata; Aves; Passeriformes; Paridae
Product: dynein axonemal intermediate chain 7-like
Exons: 5
Coding region: 1-954 (317 amino acids)
Cellular component (GO): axoneme
Molecular function (GO): microtubule binding; beta-tubulin binding
Source: RefSeq, a predicted model, not a curated record
AUGACCUUGACUUCACCUCAAGCCCUUUCAACCCGGAUCAUUGGACUCUCGAUAAGUAUAGUUCUUCCCCAAGACUCUGACCCGAUAGAUCCAUGGUCUCACGCACACCAGUGUAUCCACCCGGAAUGGGGAGCGAAGGGACCCUAUUUCGAGGUAUAUGCCCUACGUAACAAUCAGCCAUACGCAAGCCAGCAGUGGAGAAGUGAUGGCAUCAGCGAGAUAACGUAUGAAGCAGAAGAAAAGAGCAUCACCUUUGGGAUGGGUGCCUUUUAUACAGUAGCCCUUUUCCAGGAUGCUCACCUGAACCUGCCCUAUCAGGCCUGGGAAUUGCACCCCACUGGGGUGGAUGAAGGACUCUUCACAGUUACUGCAGCCUUUGCAACCAUUCAGAUACAAAUUAAGGAUAAUCAGUGUAUGUUGUCUGCAGUAGUGGUGGAAGAGGAGGAGGUACUUUCCCAGAUGACAGGAAAAUGGAUGAGGCCUUUUGCCCUCAGAGUGGCUUCAAAAAGAGCUGGAGUGAACAUUUGCCCAGCAGAGUACUCUCCCAAGUAUGUCCCUGUGCCUGGGAAGGCUGCCCUGGCAGAAGUGAAGGCCUAUGAGCAGAUGGCUCUGCUUGCAGCUGCUUUUGCUCACAGCAAGUGGAAUGGAGAAGCAGGGCCAGAGCAAGUCGUGUUCAAGGCAAGUGAACAUCUUACAGUGGGCUCUGCCAAAGACAACAACUGGUCUCUUUAUAUGUUCAAUGGUGAGAAAGUACAAAACCUCAAGCUCACUGAAACCAGUGAAGCUUUUACAGAAGAGCUGGAAGAAGAGUCUGAAUUUCACUCCACACUCUACCAUAUGCUCAAGGCUUCUGCCAGCAAUGAAGCCAUGGAUAAAGUGGAAAGAGCUGGCUUCCUGUUUAUUGAUUCUGUGUAUCAGCUGCUCCUUGCUACCAGAGUUUUAGCAUACUCUUAGAUACAGCAAGCUUUCCUUCAAAACUUUAUUAUCAAAAGCUUUCAAAAAAGUUACAUUUCAAGUCUUAAAUCCUUUUCUGUUCAAAUCAUUGAAACAGGUUCUAAAAUGCAAACAUUUUAUCUUUGUUCAAGCAAAAUAAAUUCUUUAUUCUCUUGUGGCUA